Molecule: messenger RNA, 1062 nt
Organism: Medicago truncatula (barrel medic)
Lineage: Eukaryota; Viridiplantae; Streptophyta; Magnoliopsida; Fabales; Fabaceae
Product: DUF21 domain-containing protein At1g47330
Exons: 9
Coding region: 1-1062 (353 amino acids)
Biological process (GO): intracellular manganese ion homeostasis; magnesium ion homeostasis
Cellular component (GO): cytoplasm
Source: RefSeq, a predicted model, not a curated record
AUGCAUGAAUAUGAAUUCCCUUGUUGUGGGUUAGAUUUUUGGUUAUUUCUAACUAUAUGUCUAGUUAUUGUGUUAUUGGCAGGCAUCACAUCAGGCCUAGCUUUAGGAAUAUUGUCAUAUAGCCAAGUUGAUCUUGAGGUUCUCAUUAAAGGAGGCAGACCAAAAGAGAAAAGGAAUGCUGAAAGGAUUCAGCCUUUUGUAAAGAAUGGACAUUUUGUCUUGUGUACUCUUCUUCUAGGAAAAUCAUUGGCUAUGGAGGCACUUCCAAUAUUUAUGGACUUGAUCAUUCCAUCAUGGUAUACUAUUCUCAUGUCAGCACCCUUGGUGACUGUAUUUGCAGAGAUUUUACCUCAAGCUGUAUGCUCUCGAUAUGGACUUACUUUUGGAGCAAACUUGGCUCCCUUUACUCAUCUGCUUCUUCUUAUAUUCUUCCCAAUAACAUACCCAGCUAGUAAGCUGCUGGAUUGGGCUCUAGGGAAAGAACAUUCAGUUCUUCUGAGAAGAUCAGAGUUGAAGACUUUUGUGGAUUUGCAUGCAGAUGAGGCAGGGAAAGGUGGAGAAUUGUCUCAUCAUGAAACUUCUAUAAUCACAGGAGCUAUGGAUUUAACUCAGAAGACAGCUAUAGAUGCAAUGACACACAUAUCUGAAACUUUUUCUCUUGAUAUAAAUUCAAAACUAGACAUGCAUACAAUGACACAAAUAAUGAGUAAAGGUCACAGUAGAGUACCUAUACAUACUGGAAACCCAAGAAAUAUUAUUGGCCUCAUUUUGGUUAAGAAUUUAAUAUUUUGCCGUCCAGAAGAUGAGACUCCAAUCAAGAAUUUGAUUAUCAGGAAAAUUCCUAGGGUAUAUGAAAGUUGGCCACUAUAUGAAAUAUUGAAUCAAUUCAAGAAGGGUCAUAGCCAUAUGGCUGUUGUCUUGAAGGGAAACAUGGAGACAGAAAGCACUGCACCAGCUCAUGCUGUAGAUUCACCUGUGUUUUUGAAUAUAAUCACUAAUCAAGAAUCAAAUCAAGUUCAAAUUAAUGGAGGUCAGUCUGGUGAUGUUGGUUUGAGACUUUGA